AUGCUACCGGCAGAAUCACGUCGAUCGUGGCUCGUGAAAAUAAAGUGGAAAUCCUGGAUCGCGUUGCCCACCUUGCUCGGUGCUUUGUGGUUUCUCACGCUAAUAGUUUGCUUCGCGUGGUCAAAGUCCUACGCGCACGUUGGUCCUGGGUUCCCUUAUAUUAGCGACAUUGGUGCCCAUCCACCGGAAAGUUGCCUAUUUUCGCUAAUGUGCAACAUGAUGACGUUACUCGUCGGCGUCAUCGUUUACAUCAGAUACAGGCUCGUGAGGUUCGUGUGCGAUCGCGCAACAUUCGAAGAAAAGCCCACGACGGUGAAGAUGAGCAAGAUAUCCGUGGUAGCUGGUUUCCUUGCCGUUGCAUUUCUCCUGAUUUACAGCAACUUCCAGAAGAUCUAUAUGCCUGUGGCACAAGCUAUGGGCACACUAGGCGCCAUAAUUUGCCUCCUGGUGUACCAGUGGAGUGAUAGUGUAGUCUCGUUGCACGUAUAUCCGGCAGUAGGGUCGAAGCGAAUGAUACCGGUGAGGUUCGGGAUAGCUUUCCUAUGCAGUAUCACGUUCAUCCUUGCCCUGACGUACUCCUUGAUGACAUAUUUGAAUUUUGGGUUGAUAGAUUGGCGACACUGGAGCAAAUACAGCAGCGAAUACGCGUCGCAUCUAGUGGCAGCCGUGGCCGAGUGGAUCACGUCUAUUUUGGCGGUGUCGUAUUUCAUAUCCUUUGCUCAAGAGUUUAAGCAUCUGGAGUUCGCAGAACCACCCAUAGGCGAGAAAUGCAUCAGUCAUUGUCCAUAA
Molecule: messenger RNA, 789 nt
Organism: Cylas formicarius (sweet potato weevil)
Lineage: Eukaryota; Metazoa; Arthropoda; Insecta; Coleoptera; Brentidae
Product: DNA damage-regulated autophagy modulator protein 2-like
Exons: 2
Coding region: 1-789 (262 amino acids)
Source: RefSeq, a predicted model, not a curated record